AUGCCGUGGUAAUACAAAGUAAAUUGUAAAGCCAUUUUAUAGCCGACUUGGAAUGCUUCAUCACAGAGGAUUAUGAGUCUUAAUGCUUAAAAAAGAUUGAUAGAAGCCUUCCUACUAUACUUUACCCAGGAUAUCAAUGCUCCCAGUCAGGAAGUCUAGGCACUUGUGCAUUUGGCUAGAGAUAGUAAGCCUUAAUUAAUUCAAUUAACAUAUUAAAGUUGCAAUAAUAAUGCCUAGUGCCAAGGAUUUUCUUUGUACAGUAAAUGCAGACGAUCAUCAGAUUGCCUAUUUGGGCAUUUUUGUAAUUUCGGUUAUUGUGUGCCCACACUUUCUAUUGGAUCUUCUUGUAAUUCACAUGAGGCCUGCGGAAGAGAAGGUCUUUGUGUAUUCGGCGAGACAACAUCUACAUUAAGUGCUUUUGGUACUUGUAUUGAAAUGUUAUCAGUAGAUGCUGACACUACUAUUAUGAGGAAAAUUUCAGACCAAUACACUUAUCAGAGUGACAUUGACAAAGUAUGUAGGACAUACUGGGCUAAGCCUUUAAAUGGGACAUGUGGCAAGUAGUACACAUCUACAAGAGCUGGUAAGCCUUGCCUUUCAGAUGCAGAUUGUCCAACCUCAGAUUCAAAUACCUUUGCAAGAUGCAGAUGUGGAUUGUCUACAAAAGGACUAAAGUACUGUGACAUUGAAGGGGGUGAUGAUUUAUGGCUAGCUGCAGCAGCCUCUUUUUCAUCGUAUCAAGAUCACUCUUUGAAUUGCCACACUGCUGAAAGUUUUGGCCCUUGUCAUGAACCAGCUCUUUAUAAAGAUUGGAAAUGCAAAGAAAUGAAAGCAGACCUGUACGUUUAUUAGAUUGAUAACCCAAUAUGUCUAAAUGACAUGAUGAAGUAUCAUCCAGUAAAAGACACAGUAACGUUGGCAGUUGUUCUAGCAUUGCUUGGACUAUCAGCAAAUGCUAUAGACUGGCAAAAUUUGAAAAUUCCUGGUUUCCAAUAAACUAAGGUAAACAAAGUUUCGGGUCGUCCAGUAACUUAGUAGACUCCUGAACUCCCAGAUGAAUGCUAUAAGUUCAGACUCAGUGAGAUCGAAGCUGAUAAAAAUCAUCCAUGCCAUCCAAAGAUAAUACUCUAGAAAGCAAAUUAUCCAGGGGGAUAGGUCUAAACUGAUGCUCCUGUUAUUGGUAUUCUGGUGCAACCAUACUUAAAUAAGGAUGAUUCAGGGGAUUCACACGAUAAUAUCGAUGAUUUUUAAGGAACUUAUAUACCUUCAGCUCAUGUUAAAUUACUUGAGGCUGCAGGUGCCAGAAUAAUGCCUGUUAACUAUAGAAUGGAUAAAAAUGAAUUGGGGAAACUCUUAAAGCAGUUAAAUGGUAUCUACAUUCCUGGUGACUCUGAAAAAGUCCUCUCAAACAAAAAAUACAUGGCUUGUGUUGCACAAAUUUUAACGUUUGCCUAAGAUUUAAAUGCUAAAUCCAUUUCUCACUUCCCUGUAUUGGCUAUCUCGUAUGGCUAUCUUGCUCUUAUAUAAGCAUUAUCCAAAGGAGAUAGUAAAAUCGAAGAUAUGCCAGAAGAAUAUGUUCAAAAAUCAGUUUAAGUAAACUUGAAAUAUGAUGUGCAAGAUACAUUCCUAUACGAUGGAAGAACUCAUAAAGAAACUGAGGAUAUGCUAGAUUAAAUUUAUUUCUUCAAUGAGCUUGACGUCAACAUUAAGCUUGAAAACUUCUUUACCAGCAGUUACAAUCAAGUGAGAAAAAUACUUGCUCCUAUAGUAACCUAUGAUGAUAAUAGAAAUAAUCAAAAUAGAGAAUUCAUAGCUGUUGUUGAAGGAGUAAUUCUUCCUAUAUGGGGCAUUGCUUUUAGCAUUGAAAAAGUGAUCUAUAGCAUCGACUUUGUACUUUUAGAUAAGGUUGAUCAUAGUCAAUAUGCCGUACAUGAAGCCCACAGAAUCGCUAAUUUCUUUGUUGAUGAAGCAAAAUUGAGUGGAAAUACGUUUACUAACAGAAAGAAAGAGCAGAAAAUGCUUAUUCAAAAUUUCUAAGCUAACCUUGCCUAGAGAGAUAUGAUUCAAGAGAACGGAGACAACCAUGUUGUCUAGAUGUAUCUGUUCGAAUGA
Molecule: messenger RNA, 2112 nt
Organism: Stylonychia lemnae
Lineage: Eukaryota; Ciliophora; Spirotrichea; Sporadotrichida; Oxytrichidae
Source: the annotation of a GenBank genome assembly